UCUUUUUGUUUGUUGAAAGAUUUGAAGAAAUGGUGGCAAUGGCAGCUCUUCAGAACUCAUUUUUGGGCCAACCCUUUUCUCCUCUUCCUCUCUGCUCACCUCUGGUCAAAUCAACACAAACUCCAGGAUCCAUUGUAGCCAAGCUCAAGCGAUGGGAACGGAAAAAGUGUAAGCCAAACAGCCUUCCUGUGCUACACAAAAUGCACGUGAAACUCGGAGAUACAGUAAAAGUCAUAUCUGGCCACGACAAAGGUAAGGUUGGAGAGAUCACUGAGAUUAUCAAGCACAAUAGCAAAGUUGUCAUAAGAGAGAUAAACUUGAAAACCAAGCAUGUGAAGAGUAGGAGUGAGGAUGAACCUGGCCAAAUAGUCAAGAUUGAAGCUCCUAUUCACAGCUCGAACGUGAUGCUUUACUUGAAAGACCAGAAGGUAGCCAGUCGGGUGGGUCAUAAGGCACUCGACAAUGGUAAAAGGGUCAGGUACCUCAUAAAAACGGGGGAAAUUAUCGAUAGUGCAGAGAACUGGAAGAAAGCUGUCAAAGAGAAGGAGAAAACAACAGAAGCAGUUGCUGUUGCUACUUAGAAGGCUAGCUUGUGAAUUCUAGUUAUUGUAUUUUCUUUAACUCUCCAUUAAUUUGAUAACAAUUUUGUAUUUGUACCUAUUAUACAAGUUCCAUACCUUUAUGAAAAAAACCAUUUUUCUUGA
Messenger RNA from Solanum stenotomum, 704 nucleotides. Its product is annotated as 50S ribosomal protein L24, chloroplastic-like. Gene Ontology annotation, biological process: translation. Lineage: Eukaryota; Viridiplantae; Streptophyta; Magnoliopsida; Solanales; Solanaceae. Gene Ontology annotation, cellular component: ribosome; mitochondrion. Gene Ontology annotation, molecular function: structural constituent of ribosome; RNA binding. The record is from RefSeq and is a predicted model, not a curated record. The coding region runs from base 30 to 581 and encodes 183 amino acids. The transcript is spliced from 4 exons.